Messenger RNA from Myotis brandtii (Brandt's bat), 3569 nucleotides. RefSeq names its product 1,25-dihydroxyvitamin D(3) 24-hydroxylase, mitochondrial. The transcript is spliced from 13 exons. Bases 474 to 2123 code for a protein of 549 amino acids. Lineage: Eukaryota; Metazoa; Chordata; Mammalia; Chiroptera; Vespertilionidae. The record is from RefSeq and is a predicted model, not a curated record. Gene Ontology annotation, molecular function: heme binding; oxidoreductase activity, acting on paired donors, with incorporation or reduction of molecular oxygen; monooxygenase activity. Gene Ontology annotation, cellular component: mitochondrial inner membrane. Gene Ontology annotation, biological process: cellular response to peptide hormone stimulus; glucocorticoid biosynthetic process; cholesterol metabolic process.
CCCACUCGGCGUGCUCAUUGGCCACCCGGGGCCUGCCUGUCUCCAUAAAUACUUGGUCCCCGGGCAUGGAUCGCGGAGAGGGCCAGGGAAAACCGCAGAGCCGGAGGCAUCUCCGCUACCCUCCCUGACAUCUCCACUUCGCGGCUCCAGACCCAGAAGUCAGACUUGCAGACCCACAGGCAGACCCACAUCCCUUCCCUCCGUCUUCCAAGAGGCACCGACCCGGCUGCCCUCCUUCAGCCUCUGCGGCCGCGCUGGGCAGUCACCUGCGCCCUGAGGUUGCAGCACAGCGCAGCGCAGAGCAUCCUCGCCCAGGUCCUUUCUGUCCCUCUUCCGCCCCCUCCAUCGCAUCUGCUGGUCCUCCUUGUCUCUUUCCCAGAAUCGCCACGCUCCCGAACCCAGCGGGCGCCACUUUACCAGCCUCGCCCUCCUCGGUCCCCGCGUGGUCCCCCGCGCCCCGUCUCCCUGCGGCCAUGAGCUCCCCCAUCAGCAAGAGUCGCUCCCUGGUCGCCUUCCUACAGCAGCUGCGCAGCCUCGGGCAGCCCCCCAGACCCGUGACAUCCACGGCGUGCGCGCCGCCGCUGCUGGGCAGCCUGCUGGAGAUUCUCUGGAAAGGGGGGCUCAAGAAACAGCACGACACUCUGGCGGAGUUCCACAAGAAGUACGGCAAGAUUUUCCGCAUGAAGUUGGGCUCCUUUGACUCGGUGCACCUGGGCUCGCCUUGCCUGCUGGAAGCGCUGUACCGCACGGAGAGCGCAUACCCGCAGCGGCUGGAGAUCAAACCCUGGAAGGCCUAUCGCGACUACCGCCAGGAGGGCUACGGGCUGCUCAUCCUGGAAGGAGAAGACUGGCAGAGGGUCCGGAGUGCCUUUCAGAAGAAACUAAUGAGACCAGUGGAGAUUAUGAAGCUGGACAGCAAAAUCAAUGAGGUCUUGGCUGAUUUUAUGGGUAGACUAGAUGAGCUCUGUGACAAGAGAGGCCACAUUGGAGACUUGUACAGCGAGCUGAACAAAUGGUCAUUUGAAAGCAUCUGCCUUGUGCUCUACGAGAAGAGAUUUGGGCUCCUCCAGAAGAACGCUGGGGAUGAAGCCUUGAACUUCAUCAUGGCCAUCAAAACAAUGAUGAGCACAUUUGGGAGGAUGAUGGUCACCCCGGUGGAGCUGCACAAGAGCCUCAACACCAAGGUGUGGCAGGCCCACACGCUGGCCUGGGACACGAUUUUCAAGUCAGUCAAAUCUUGCAUUGACCGCCGGUUAGAGAAGCACGUGGAGCAGCCCAGUGCGGACUUCCUCUGUGACAUUUACCACCGCAAUCAGCUCUCAAAGAAAGAGCUGUACGCAGCCGUCACAGAGCUCCAGCUGGCUGCCGUGGAGACGACAGCAAACAGCUUGCUGUGGCUUCUCUACAAUUUAUCCCGCAACCCCCGCGUGCAAGAAAAGCUCCUGGAGGAAAUUCAGAGCGUCCUGCCUGAGAAUCAGGUGCCGCGGGCAGAGGAUGUGAGGAAUAUGCCAUAUCUGAAGGCCUGUCUGAAAGAAUCCAUGAGAAACUCAAGCUGGUGUCUGUUGGUUUUUCAGACAGCGAACAGCUUGCUGUGGCUUCUCUACAAUUUAUCCCGCAACCCCCGCGUGCAAGAAAAGCUCCUGGAGGAAAUUCAGAGCGUCCUGCCUGAGAAUCAGGUGCCGCGGGCAGAGGAUGUGAGGAAUAUGCCAUAUCUGAAGGCCUGUCUGAAAGAAUCCAUGAGCAACUCUUCACUUUUGCUUUUCCACCACCUUCUUCUGCUUAUUUUAAAUGCAUGCGUUUUGGUGUGUUUGCAGACAGUGUUGAUGCUAAAUACCCAGGUGUUGGGGUCCAACGAGGAAAAUUUUGAUGACGCCAGUCAGUUUAGGCCCGAACGAUGGCUUCAAGAGAAAGAGAAGAUCAACCCCUUCGCACACCUCCCGUUUGGCCUUGGGAAGAGGAUGUGCAUCGGACGCCGGCUGGCUGAGCUCCAGCUCCACCUGGCCGUCUGCUGGAUCGUCCGCAAAUAUGACAUCGUGGCCACGGACCACGAGCCUGUGGAAAUGCUGCACUUAGGGAUCCUGGUGCCCAGCCGGGAGCUCCCCAUCGCCUUCUGCCAGCGAUAAGCGGCCUCAGGAAUGGUGCUGUGGCUCCCGCAAGACUCAGCUGCGAACUUCACAGGCACAUGGGACCCUGAGACGCUUGUGUUGAUUUCUUUCUUCUGUUCAGCUGCUCCAGAAGCUGCACUGUCCGUGACAGCAGUGAAGAUAGCUGACUCAGGGGAGCGGAGUGUGUGCUACAAUACGGGCACUCCACAGGGUACAGUGCUGGCCUACACUUGACCAAUGUCAGCUCCAUCCUGACUUAAAUUGCCUAGGAUCUUGCUUCCUCCUGCAUUUUCCAUGUCAGUUAGUCGGGUACAAGUCAAAUGUGUCUGUCCCUGCCCCACCCAGCUCUCCGCUUGAAUCUUUCCUGCUCCCGAAUAAGUUUACAGAAUCACAAUGAAACACCUGCCAUAGCUCCAUUGUCUGGGGCUCGGGGUAAUAUCGACGGUCCAUUUAUUGUAACUCUGCUUAAUGUGCUAUUUGGAAAACAUUUGCUUACUAACAUCAGCAAAGCCAAAUGUUGGCUGAAGUUAUUAGGUCCCGGGGCCACUGCGCUUCGAAGUAGGAACAUCACUGGGAAAUGAGAGGACACCUCUAUUUUAAGAAGUGCUUUAAUGAAGUCAGAAUCUCCUCUCUAAGAAGACCUUAAUGGCUUACUGUGGCAUCAUUAGGUUAAAGGAUCCUGAAGUUCUUUAUUUAGUGCAUGUAUCUUUUCUAUGGCAUUAAGGAGCUGGAGCAACAGUUUCAAAUUGUAUGUGUAUGGGUGUAUUUUAAUAGCAAUUUGCUUAUGUCAUUUUUUAAAAUGUAUGGUAUUUCAUUUAUGAUCUGUGGCUUGGGGCAAUAUUAUUGUUCAGCCACAGAUUAAAAACAUGUAGUGACUUCCCAUGCCUUAAUUUCCCCAUCUAUAGAGUGGGACAGUAGCAAAGUGUACAUACAUUAUAGAUUAACUAUAUGGGACAGUGCAAAAGUAGGUUUACAGUUGCUCAAAUAAUUAAUAAAUAAUAAUACAAGAAUAAACUCUUUUGUAUACUUAAAACUGUAAACCUACUUUUGUCCUCCCUGUGUAACCCAUCUUCUGUGACUUGAACUCCUUGGGACAGUAUGGUUUCAUAAAUGGAAAAUGCAUAGAGAUUUCUGCAAUACCUAUAAAAAUUUUCUUAAAACUUGUUUACAUAUGGUUUAUUUACACAUAUUUUUACUACCACUUUUCCCAAAGGUGUACUAUAUAUUUCUGUAUAUUUUAUAAAGAUUUUCCUUUUUAGGUUAUAUUUUUAGAAUAUUUCAGAAGUAUACAUUUAUAUCUUUAUACUAGUAUUUGAAUAAAUAUAUACAUAUUGCUGAAAUAAGUAUAAGCGUUCUUCCUGCUGUGAAAUUAUUUUUAGAAUUUUAAAUCCAUAUGUUGUCAGAGUUCAUCUGUGUAUCUUUUUAGAAUUCUCUGAAAGUAAGAAUAAAGGUUUUAAAAUUUGA